ACUAUUCAUCCUUUUACCCUCCUCUCCUUGGUUAUUGGUGCUGAAGUAUGUGCAUGUCCCGAUAGUUGCAUAUAAUUGCGCUAGCCUUGGCGGGACGUUGUGGGUCGACCAGAGGUUUGGGUGUGCCAAUCCGCCAAAAUAAUCUGGCGAUUUGGGUGGUCGCCCUCGACGCGUCAAUUGCCGAAAACGAACCAAAACCCACCGCCCUCUCUCGAGACGGUCCUCUCAUCCACACCCCAAAUGUAAUGUCAUUUGGACGGCAACCACUCAUGGAGACCUCAGACAACACCCCGACGAGCUCGCCCGCUCCAACUUCUACCGCGCGUCGGUCCGGACGCGUCACAAAGGCACCCGCCAAGUUCGCUCCGGAUGCGCCCGCCGCUACCAAGAGGAAGCGGAAUGCGGAACAUGACGAAGAUGACGCAGAGAACGAGUCGCCCGACGAGAUAGAUGAUGUCAGCGACCCUGAUGAUGAUGAUGCCGACGAUACGGCUACCGAAGAGCCCCGCCGCGCGAGCAAGAAGAAGAAGCCCUCAUCGUCGCACGCGCCAAGGUCGAGAAAACCGGCUGCGAAAAAGCCCAAAAUCAACGGCGAUGCGCUGGCAAGUGAAACCAUGCAUAGCGCACAACUGCCGAGUCGCCCGAAGAAGGCGGUGCGCAUUGCGAUUGCCCAGGGCGACGCGGAUGGGCUUUAUGCCGACAUCUUUGCCUCCGGGGAUCUUCCCGACAAGGUAGCGACAGAGUGGUACCACAAGUACCAAGAGGACGAUGCCGCUGCCGUAACCGACCUGGUGAACUGCAUCCUGCUGUCCGCCGGGUGCGACCAGCAGGUCACCCAAGACGAUAUCCGAGAUCCCGAGAACUGUUCCAACAGGCUGGCGGAUCUACAGAAUGUCUACACAGAGGAGGGAAUCACCGACUACCCCCUUAUCUCCAAGGCCAAGUCGACCAAGUCGUUCCGCGACUUGCUGAUCGGCUUCUUCAGGUCUCUCGUGACCGUUCUCCACGAGACCGACGUACUUUACAAGGACAGCACCUUGAUGGAGAACAUCGCGCGAUGGGUGGCCUCCAUGUCUUCGUCAACACUGCGGCCGUUUAGACACACUGCAACCACUGUCGCGCUCGCGAUGGAGGCCGCUCUCGUCGAAGUCGCCAAGAAGCUCGACGAUCGCAUCACCAAGAUGACCCAGCAGGUUGACGCCGAGAAGAGCCGCAAAGGAAAAAACAAGGAACGACUAGCCGUAAUCCAGAAAAACCUCGACGAAGCUGAACAGAACCGACAGCUCUGCCAGGAGCAGGUUACGGACUUCUUCGAAACUGUAUUCGUCCACCGAUACCGCGACAUUGACGCCAAAAUCCGGACCGAGUGUGUUGAGGCCCUCGGCACCUGGAUCUGGUUCCUGCCCACAUUCUUUGAGAAGCCCGAAUAUCUGCGGUACCUGGGCUGGAUGCUGUCCGACAUCACGUCACAGACGAGGCAGGAAGUGCUGAAGCAGCUUGCUCGUAUAUUGAAGCGCGAUGCUGAGAAGCUUGGCCAUUUUAUCGACCGCUUCCGGCCACGCCUAGUCGAGAUGGCUACCAAAGACGCCGACGUCAGCGUUCGAGUUGUAGCCAUCUCGGUCAUACAAAUCCUCAAGGACACUGGUAUGCUUGAACCCGACGAGAUCGACUCGAUCGGCCGGCUGGUCUUCGACUCUGAACUUCGUGUACGAAGAGCCGUCAUCGAUUUCUUCGCCGGUUGCGUGAACGACUCGAUCGAGACCAAGAUGGAGGAAUUAGGAGGCAGCGAUGCCGCCGACGAAAUCUUCGGGGAUGACGAGGAUGACGACUACUUCUCUCCCCGCAGGGACUGGAUCAGCAUUAAGUGUCUCGCCGAGCUCCUCGCGGCAUACGACGCCCAGCUCGAGGAGGAGAAUCAAACAUUGCCAGUUCGUGGCCUCGAUAUCGCCGUUGAGAUGGUUCAGGCCGUGGCGCCUGAGAACCGUAUUACACUGGCUGCCCAGGUUCUGUACGAAAAGAUUGACCAGGUCAAAAACUGGGAACUCUUGUCGGGUUACCUGCUUUAUGAUCACACAACGAGUACAAAAUCACGAUCGUCAUCGAGGCGGACUUCCAGCGAGGCAACGCUCAAGAGCGCUGUUGCUCCAGAAGGCAAUGAGGAGCCGGUGCUUCUUGAGGUACUUGCCUCUGCUGUCAGGUUGAGCCUUGCCUCUGCUUCAGAAACCGAUAGGAGCAGGAGGAAACAGCGGCCAGAUGCUGUAGAUGGCGCCGAAGAUUCUGCCGUGCACCUAGCCAGCAUCAUCCCCCGUCUUUUGAACAAGUAUGGCGCCGAAGCGAGCACCGCAGUCGUCGUACUACGGCUGGAACACUUCUUGCCGCUCGACGUGUUCCAACAGCUUCGUCAAGACUCGACUACAUACAGCCGCUUGCUAGAUGAGAUAUGCACCCAGUUCGAACGGCACGCCGACAGAGGCGUGCUUGCGGAAGCGACAACAGCGCUGCUGCACGCUCGCAAGUAUGAUGAGCUAGAGGAGAUGACAGAUACCAAGAUCGCUGACCUUUGGGAAACCGUCAUCAACGCGCUUCGGCAUAUGGACAAGACCCAAGAGCUAAACGACCGCGGCAACAUGGGGGCUGCAGCCGUCUCCCAGCUGGGCAGCAUUCUCCUCAAGAUCAGCAAACUCGCCGGCAUUGCCGAAUGCAUCGACGUUCUCGAAGCUGACGGCCAGUCCGAAGAAUCGUCGAACCCUGUCAUAGAACUUCUCAUUCGCACCGUCCACCGCGGCAAACUUGACCAAGUUGACGAGGCCCUCGACGACCUUGAAGACGAAGCCGUCUCGUACGCGAUCCAAGCUGCCCAUUUCUACUUCAUGUGGAAAGUCCGCACCUUCCUUUCUGCGGUCCAAUCAUCCGCCAGCAUCCCUAUCCGCACGAUCGAGCGCCUAUCUACCCUCCGCCGAACCUACGCUGACAACCUGAUCUGGACGCUUUCCUCGCGUGGCACAAAUGACGAGCUGCGGCUCUUCGCCACCGGCGCCCUCUGCGACCUACACGUGCUGUUCGCCUCGCUCCGGGAGGCCGUCAAACAACAACAGCAACAACAGGAGUCGCACCACGACUACCAGGAACUAGAAUCCCUCUACGAACCCAUCCAGCCCGGCCUCACCAACGAGCUCAUCGAGAUCUACAACGCCGCCGAGCGCGCGUACGCGCGCGUCACCAAGCGCGCCCUGAACGAGCCCUCGCCCGAUGAACAGCGGCGGCAACAACAGCAGCAGGACCCGACGCAGCCGCCGAACGGGGGCGACGACGACGGGGAGGAGGACGAUGACGACGAAGAGGACGAGGAGGAAGCUGCCGCCGACGCCGCCAUGAGCCCCACCGAGCGCAAGGGCAAGGAGCUCAAGCUGGAGCGCGCGCUGUGCGAGCUGGCGGGCAAGCUGGUGCUCGCGAUCCUCGCCAAGACGGUCGACCAGAUCGGCCCGCAGGCCGGCAAGCUCCGCCGCAGGAUGGUGCGCAACCAGGCGAAACUGGGCGGGAACCUGAGGGAGACGGUCGGGUUCCUGGACGAGGCCAAGUUGAGGGAGCGGGUGGCUGCCGGCGGUGGUGGUGCCAUGGGGAGGAAGAGGGAUAAGGGGAAAGGGAAGGCUGCUGCGUCUGCUGCCAAGUCGAAGCCUGCUGCGGCGGGUGCCACUGGGAACGGCACCGCUGCGUCGACGGCGACCGGGUCGAAAAGGGCGGCGCUGAGUGAAGAGAUUGUCGUUGAGGAUGACGACUCGGAGUUAUCCGAGGUUGAGGAGGCCGAACCCGAGCCGGAGGAGGGCUCGAUGGAAGAUUUGAGGAGACGGGAGUUGUUGGAUGAUCCGAUUGAGGAUGAAGAGCUGGGGGACGGUGACGGUGGGGGAGACAAGAUGGACGAAGAUGAGUCGGUAUUAGGAGAUUGAGGCGGGUGCUUGUGCUUGGGUUUUACUCGGAUGUUCCUAUUUUCUCUUCGUUUCCCGCCUAACGCGGGGGGCGGUUGUAUCAUGAGUAUGGGUGAUGAGACUGGGCUUGACUUUCGUUCAUACCACUAUUAUUCUUUGCUCUUGUAGAAUCAGUUUCCAGAUAUUU
Messenger RNA from Chaetomium fimeti, 4110 nucleotides. RefSeq lists its product as uncharacterized. Gene Ontology annotation, cellular component: nucleus; cohesin complex; chromatin. The record is from RefSeq and is a predicted model, not a curated record. Gene Ontology annotation, molecular function: chromatin binding. Bases 246 to 3944 code for a protein of 1232 amino acids. Gene Ontology annotation, biological process: sister chromatid cohesion. NCBI's taxonomy places the organism in Eukaryota, Fungi, Ascomycota, Sordariomycetes, Sordariales, Chaetomiaceae. The transcript is spliced from 3 exons.